Molecule: messenger RNA, 1192 nt
Organism: Prorocentrum cordatum
Lineage: Eukaryota; Dinophyceae; Prorocentrales; Prorocentraceae
Source: the annotation of a GenBank genome assembly
AAAAGUGGCCGUGGGGGGCCAGCCCCUGGGCCAUAUCGGUCUGCCGCUCAUAGCAGGAGGUGGCGGCCCCAGCGCGCUCGCGCUCCUUGAAGAUGCGGGCAGAGUCGCGCACCCCCUCGAGACGCCGCCGCAGUUGCCGGCGAGGCCGGUGGAUGCGAUGGAAACCGUCUGCUCCAUGGGCCGCGCCACCAUCGGCUACCGGAAGGGCGCCAUGGAGAGGAUUCGCGGGACUGCCCAACGACUGGACGGUCAGCGAGGUGCCUGGGUAGCCCGGUUGCACCCGCGUGUCCAGCGCGUCAUUGGGCACCCGCGCCCCCCGCUGCUGAGCAGGCUACUUUGGGAGAUUGAGUGCGAGGAGGACAUGCACUGCAUGGGCGCACUGACAUGGGGUCGGCCGACGCUGGGGGAGGGGCUGCUGACGAACGGCCUCUACCCGCCCCAGGCUUCGAGGGCCGCUGCCGCGGUCGCCCAGCGGGCGAUGUCACCGCGGGCGCGCAACCUCGACAUGGCCCGUGGCGUCUUCGAGCCGCGGGGCCCGACCCUGGACGCCCUGGCCUGGGCCAAGGUCAAGAAGGAGGUGGGCCGCGGGCAUGCGACCAUGCGCGGCUUGGACGAGUUCGACCUCGACCGCGUGCGCCUGACCCCGCGCGUUCCCAAGUGUGAACUGAAGGACUUGGUCUUGGCCUGGGCAGCGACCCGCAAGCGGAAGGACAUGUGCGGAGCAGAGCGGGCGCUGGAAGGGCACCGCGCCGACUACGAGAUGGCGUCCCGCCAGUGCCCCACGGGCCCGGACCAGGCCGACCUCGCGCUGGAGAUCUCUUGGGACCCAUGCAACAGGAGGGUGGUGGUCGUGGGCGUCUGCGGGCAGCCGUUCGGCGGGGCCUUGAGCCAGUUCAACUGCGUCCGGGGCCCGGCGGCCGUGGCGGCAAUCGCGCGCUCGCUCCUCAAGAUAGCGGUGGCGCACUACACGGGCGACGCUUGGGGCGUGGAGCCGUCGCCGCGCGGGCUGCAGGCGCGUCGGCUCUGGUUGGAGCUUAACGACCUCGUGGGCUGGCGGAUUGACCUCCAGAAGAGCCCCGCGCCCCAGCCGCGGUGCAAGCUGCUCGGGGGCCUCCGCUACUUCGGCGGGGGUGGCCCGCGCAUCGCCCUCCGCCCGCCGAAAGUCCAGGCCGUCGCGGAGGCCAUCAACCAG